AUGGAACAACCGUUUAGAAUUUUUAAUAAUCCAUUGUUUGAUGUUUUGGAUAGUGAUUAUGAAAAAAUAAAUAAAUGGAAAAAUAUACCUUAUAAUGAGAAUAAAAACCAAUAUAAUAAUAGACAAUGCAAUAAUCACAAUAGUGAAAGAAGAAUUAGUAGUGGGGGAAUUAUCGGUAACUCAAAUAAUAGCAAUAGGACCAACAAUGUAAGUAAUAAUAGAGUUAACAAUGGUAAUAGUGGAAAUUAUGGCAACAAUGGUAAUAGAAAUAAUGGAAAUGGAAAUAAUAAUAAUCAAAAUGGUGGUGGAGGCAAUAAAGGAAACAAUGAUAAUAAUAGAGGAAAUGGAAACUAUCAAAACAACAACUAUGGUUGUAGACCUCCUAUGACCAUUGAAAGGUAUAAACAGUUGGAUUUCAGUGGGAUAGUUGUAUAUUUGAAUCAGAUUUCAAAUGAUUUAAGGUCAGCCAUCCCUAAGUUCACAGGAAAUGGAACUGAUUCUAUAGAACAACAUGUAAUAAAUGUAAAAAAUACCAUUGAAGAAUUUGAAGUCGCUUAUGAAGUUGUUUUUAUGAAACUGUUUGUUCAGUCUCUAACAAAGGAUGUAGGAGAGUGGUACAAAAAUCUUCCUGAUAGUGCUUUUGAUAGCAAAACUCACUAUGAGAUUCUAUCUCAUAAGCCUACCACCUUGCAGCAAGCAUUUAAGACAUCCACUACCAUUGAAAAUAAUAGAAAAGCUAUUGGGAUAAUUGGCAAGAGAGAUGAUCCAAAAUUAUAUAAUCCCAGAGCAACGAAAAAGGAUAAGUUUAGCCAAAUCAUGGACAUGCUGAAAGUUAUGAACGGUAAGCAAAAUCACAAUGAGAAGCCACCCCAUAUAGAAGCAACAAGCCAAUGA
Molecule: messenger RNA, 894 nt
Organism: Cryptomeria japonica (Japanese cedar)
Lineage: Eukaryota; Viridiplantae; Streptophyta; Pinopsida; Cupressales; Cupressaceae
Exons: 2
Coding region: 1-894 (297 amino acids)
Source: RefSeq, a predicted model, not a curated record